AUGUGUCAGCGAUUUUUAGGUUGCCGGGAUUGUAGCUUGAGUAUUGGUGUUUCAUACGGAUUCCGUCACUGUAAAUGUAAAUUAUGUGGUGAAGCAGAAACCGGACAAUAUGAUAAACCAGUAAAUAAAACAUAUACUAUUUUAAAUCAUCUAGAAAAAGAAGAAGGUCUUAAAGCUUAUAGAUUGUUAUUAAAUAAAAAUGGUGGAUCAUUAAUCAUAAUGGUUAAAUGGGUGAAUUCAAGUUGUAUUGAACCUAGGAUAAUCUUUCGAGUGUUAAAAAAAGAGGGUGGUGAAAUUAAAUCGGUAGAAAUUCCAAAUUAUUAUAUACCAGAUUUUAAUUUUUGUUUGGCAAAGAAUUUUGAGGGAGUGGAUGAAAUGAUUGUAAAAUGGUAUGCUUUGCAGCCAAAUCAACUUUUAAUCACUUAUUUAAAUUCUAGCGAGAUCAACGAGGCCACUUAUUAUGGUCUUUUGUUUUCUCUGACAGGAGAUUAUAUAAAUACGAUCAUUUUAUCAAAGGCGUAUAGACAACAUGAGAAAUUAUUGCCCAAUGCAAAGGUGGUUGUAAAUUUUCAACCGAGUGGAGGAUUUUUGUUCGUCGAUUACUUAUCGAACACAUAUAAUUUACACUGGAUUCAUUUUAGUGAUCCGGACGAAAAUGGAACAUGUAAUGUCAUGCAAUCUGGAAUGAUAGAACAAACUGCAAGCAUCAAGGAUAAAAUACCAAUGCAUUACGAUGCAUUUUCAUUAAUGUUGGAAGGAGGGUUUGGUAUAAUAUUCUCAAAUAGGUCAAAGCCAUUAAUAAUGAACAAAGCUGAUAAUAGAUUUGUUUCAAAUGUUGAAAACCUACAAUGGAAAUACAAAAUGAUUUCAAAUUUGAAUGAAUAUAUUACCGAUCCCCCUUUACACGUUUAUGUUACAAUGAUUAAUAAUGCAGGAAAUAAUGAAAUUAUUGGGCCAUUUCUUAUUUAUCAAACUCCUUUACCAGAUCUUAGAGUUGAUUAUAUGGUUUGUGAUGUUGCUUACGUUAGUGUAGGAUACAUUUGUAUACUUGAAUUAACUAGUAGCACUAAUCAAUCAUAUUGGUUUAAAUUAUCUUUCUUGUCUUAUGGGUCGGUAAGUCAUAUUGAUAAGAUAGUAGCAGAUUUAGAAAUGCAAGGAGUACAUAAAGUAGAAUUCAAAGCGUUAUGGUCAGGAGGAUAUAUAGCAACGCUUAAGAAGUACAAUACGUUUGAUAAUAAUACUGAAAAUCUAAUAGGAUAUAUAUUAGAUAAUAAUGGAAUAUAUUCUUCGAAAUGGGAUUUUCCUGAUGAUUUAAUUGUACCAAAAUCGGCGCAAAUGCAAAUUUAUAAAAAUAAUAGUUGUUCAUUACUUUUACAAAAUCAAAAUAAUUCAUGGAGUAUUCUUGUUGGGAAAUUGGACAAUUUUGGACAGUCUUUGACAGUUUUUGACAGAUUAUGGACACAUUUUCAUAUGUCUAAAACCUUGUCCAAAAUAUUUAAAAUCAAAAAAUGUGUCCAAACAAAACCCAGCACUGGUGUAAGGUCGAUUAAGCUGCCUAAACUCGUGAAAGAUUACGGAUACGAUAAUCCAAACAUAAUAGCAACUGAUCCACCAAAUAAUGCAGUAAUUCCAUUACGAACACAAAUUCUUAGAAUAUUUUUUAAGAUUAGAGUCGAACUUUCGAGCAAAUAUAUUUCAAUAUAUAGAUCAACAAAUACCGAAGAUAUCUUUCGACAAAAAAUGAUUGCAAAUGAUAAAUAUGUUACAUUAAGUGAUGAUGGCAGGACGUUAAAUAUACAGGUCUUGGAAAGUACUUUCAAUACUCCUAAUGCUGGAUAUUUUGUUAGACUCGAAUAUAAUUCGAUCAAAGAUGCUGAUAAUAAAGAACCUUUAUUUGGAAUUAAAGCAAAUAUCUGGCGGUUAAAUACAAUCGAUGAAAAACCAAACACGGACGUUUUAACUCCUUCAAUAAAGGGAAUGUUAAGAUUAACUUCAAAUGGAACAAAAUAUUUUGAAUCUUUACCGUCAAAUGGACGAGAUGAAUUUUUUCAAAAUUUACUAAAAUGUGCUUCAGAUUCAGUGCCAGUUGAUAUUCAUAGAUUAUCAUUAACAAAGUGCUGUCAGUAUGAUGAAGCACCAUCUAAAAAAGAGAAACAAUUAAUCAUUGGCAUAAGAAUAGCUCAAACUAAAGAUUUGAAUUUACCAAGUACUUAUCAAAUUAAGAAAGAUCUUGAUAUUAUGAUUAAAAGUCCUAUUUCUUACAUGAGACAAUGCAAUGGAUCGGAACAUAUUGAUGGAACUUUUGGUGAUUUCUUUGAGGAGAAGAAAUAUGAACUUGUUGGAGUUGGAUCAACUUUUGGUCUAAUAUCUGUGGGUCUGUUGAUGAUAAAACUCAAAAGUCCUGAGGCCAAUUUGUUUGCCUUAAUAAGGACAGCUUUUUCUUUAGUUGAUUUUGUUGUCGAUUUUCUGUUUUUAAUUAACAAUGCUCCUAACGUACCUUCGCUUUAUGUUCCGACAUUGAUAUUCUUUAUAUUACCGUUAAUUAUAAAUAUGUUAACGAGUAUUAAAUUGUUAAUUAAAGAAAUAACAACAAAUCCUUCGUUUUAUGAAUGGGUUAAAGAAUGUACUGGUAUAUUAGGGAUAUUCACUCUAAUAUCGUGUAUGGAAAUUGAAAUAUUAAAUCUUCUUGUAUCAAAUAUUGGUGGACUAAAGUAUUUUAAUGCUCCUUUAACUGAUUAUUCAUUAAAAGUGAUUUUUAGAAUAAGUUCACUUUGUUUCUUUAUUGAGGAUAUUCCUCAACUCGUAAUCAUGAUGAUUUAUACGCAGAAAAUUGUUAAAUAUGAUAUUAUUCAAGUAGUUGCGGUUUUGUCAAGUGUUUUGGUUGUAUUAUUAGGUCUUAUUACAAGAAUUUAUAAAGCUCUUUUGCAUUUUAAGUUAGUAAAACAAUUCUCUACAUUCACAGAGAAGUUUGAUGAAAUGCAAACUUCGGAAAGCGAUAAGCGAUAUGAACACAUUUAG
Molecule: messenger RNA, 3018 nt
Organism: Funneliformis caledonium
Lineage: Eukaryota; Fungi; Glomeromycota; Glomeromycetes; Glomerales; Glomeraceae
Source: the annotation of a GenBank genome assembly